Molecule: messenger RNA, 7117 nt
Organism: Chlamydomonas reinhardtii
Lineage: Eukaryota; Viridiplantae; Chlorophyta; Chlorophyceae; Chlamydomonadales; Chlamydomonadaceae
Exons: 10
Coding region: 113-997 (294 amino acids)
Source: RefSeq, a predicted model, not a curated record
CUAGAGCCCUCUGCCUUUUUACUGCUUCUUACACCAAGUGCGCUCAGCGGUACCCCAGCUGCCCGCCCCGCCGGUUUCCUGUACAGCCACGUUCUGUUUGCUUUGAGCUACGAUGGAGCUCCUUAGCAUACUGAUGCCCAUGCUCCAGUUCUCGCUGGCUGUGGCCGUCCUGGCGCAGUCCGCGGUUGCGCUGUCCGUCCUGGAGGGCGGCAUGCUUACUUUGGUGAUGGCGCUCUGCGUUUGCGCUGUGUCCAAGUGCCCUGGGCAUGAGGAUUCUGACUGCGAGGACCGACUUGUCUCCGAGGAUGACCGGCCCUCAAGCCCGGCGUCUUCUAUCGGCGACAAGAUGGACAUGCACAUCGCCGACCGCGACGGCUUUCCGCCUGCUGACAACGAGCCCAAGCCCAAACUGCUGUGCGCUGCUGAGACUCCUCUGGGCUCGCUGGCUGAUGGCUCCCUGAAGCCUGCUGUCACCGCCCCGACCUGCGACACCAACCCCGCCUGCCCGAAGCCCGACGCCCUCGACGGUUCCGACACCGACGCCCUCGACUUCACCAUUUGCUCCUGCCUGCACGCGAGCGGCUGCCCCCUGGUCAUCAUCGACCACUCCGCCGACGAGAUUGCUCCCUACAAGCCCGCUGGCUCUGGCGCGUACCGCCUGAUGUUCCAGACAUUCACGAAGCACUGGGCCGGCGUGCAGCAGGCCUGGGACACCACUCAGGCUCUGAAGGCUCGGGCCACGGACCGCCUACAGCAGGCACUGAGCUGUCGUUUCGACAUGACCCAGAUUGGAUCUGAUCUGGUGCUCGAGUACCUGGCUCAGACGGUGUGCGAGCUUGAGACCCAGGCUGUGUGGGACCUGCAGGAGGCCGGCCAGUGGGAGGUGGAAUGGCAGGUCCGCCUGCAGGCCAUGCAGCUGGCGGUGCGUGAGGCAAAGGCCGUGGCCGAGCACGGCUGGCUGGAGAGUGUGGUCUCCGUGCCUGGCUUCGUGGUGUGAAGGCCCUGUGCGGCCGGCCGGCGAGGCGAUGGACUGACCUAUCAAAAAAUCGGUGUUUUUCAACACCACCCUAAAUGGCAUCCUGGUUUUGAGCUCGGGGUUGGAUGGGAACAGGCAACGGACUGCAAUCCGUGCAGGCGGCAAGCAAUGACGUACGGUACGGUACAGGCAAGGUCAAAUCCACAAGGAGUUUCAGUACAGGACCGCUGAUGGCACGGAGUGAUAGUGCUUGUCUUGAGGAGUCGAUUGACGCCACUUUGGUAUAAGAUGGAGGGGUUUUAACCCCUAAACACCAAGGUGGGUGGUGGCUUUGGGCGUGCGUGUGCUGGCGGCGGAUGUUUGGGGGCGGGGCGGGGUAGGAACGCGGCGCGGCGCGGCGCGUGGCAGUUCGUAGUGUAGCGGCGGGGUGACGUGGCGUGUGGCGUGGCGCGUGGCGGCGCGGCACGUUGUGGCGCGUGAUGGGUCACCGCGUGCCGAGUCCCUAUUUGAGCUCCGGGCUGCGGGGCGAUGGGGGGCACGUGAGGUCGCAGCAGGGGACCACUGAGCGCAUACCGGCAGCGAGUGAUGCGUGUGGAGACAUUGCCUUGGACAACGCGGAACAUGGGCGUGGGCGUUGCAGCCGUGGGCGUUGCAGCUGUCCGCAGCGCCCUGCGGGAGCGCUCGAGUGCUGCUGCUGGCUAGCUCGUGCAUUGGGGGUCUUGCCAGGGUCGUCCUAGGGCGGCGCGGCUUAGCCGGCCAACAUUCAACUGAGCCUGCAUCGUACCGUGGGUAUGGUGGCUGCGAUGCCGACCUUGCGCCGCGUUGUUGCUCUUCCCCGUGCUCAGGUCAAGUGCAAUACCUGCUGGCGCGGCAGCCGUGGGAGCGCUGCGGCGGCCCACAGGUGCGGGCGGAGCCGAUGGGCACACCCACGGGCUCUGGAGACCUGACGGAGGCGAGGAGCAGCUGCUGGCGCUGCUGGAGGUGGGAGCGGUUGGGGGCGAUGUCCCACGCUUUGUGGGGUUGUGCUUCAUUUCAACUUUCCAUCUGGGUGGUUAUGUGGCUGGGAUGAGUGCGUGGGUGGUGGCUUUGGGCGUGCAUGUGCUGGCGGGGGAUGUUUGGGGGCGGGGCGGGGUAGGAACGCGGCGCGGCGCGGCCCGUGGCGGUUCGUAGUGUAGCGGCGGCGUGACGUGGCGUGUGGCGUGGCGCGUGGCGGCGCGGCACGUAGUGGCGCGUGAUGGGUCACCGCGUGCCGAGUCCCUAUUUAAGCUCCGGGCUGCGGAGUGAUGGGGGGCACGUGAGGUCGCAGCAGGGGACCACUGAGCGCAUACCGGCAGCGAGUGAUGCGUGUGGAGACAUUGACUUGGACAACGCGGAACAUGGGCGUGGGCGUUGCAGCCGUGGGCGUUGCAGCUGUCCGCAGCGCCCUGCGGGAGCGCUCGAGUGCUGCUGCUGGCUAGCUCGUGCAUUGGGGGUCUUGCCAGGGUCGUCCUAGGGCGGCGCGGCUGAGCCGGCCAACAUUCAACUGAGCCUGCAUCGUACCGUGGGUAUGGUGGCUGCGAUGCCGACCUUGUGCCGCGUUGUUGCUCUUCCCCGUGCUCAGGUCAAGCGCAAUACCUGCUGGCGUGGCAGCCGUGGGAGCGCUUCGGCGGCCCACAGGUGCGGGCGGAGCCGAUGGGCACACCCACGGGCUCUGGAGACCUGACGGAGGCGAGGAGCAUCUGCAGGCGCUGGAGGUGGGAGCGGUUGGGGGCGAUGUCCCACGCUUUGUCUGGUUGCACUUCAUUUCGACUUUCCAUCUGGGUGGUUAUGUGGCUGGGAUGAGUGCACCGCAUGGCCCAAGCGAACAACAGUACAGUAGUGCGGGUGGCCCGGCCUGGCUGCAUUGGCGCGGCAGGAGGCUUGAGGGCGGUACGGGCCAGGCUGACUGCCCACAGCAGCUGUGCGCGGUGGCAUGCAGCAGGGGGCAGGUAGGUGCCAGAGCGCUUGGUGUUGUGGCUAGCAGGUGAAUGCACAUUGAGCAGCGACUGGAAUGUCCGGUGCAGGCUCGGGCACGCAGAGGCUAGUAGAACAGGGAUGGCGGGCGGAGGCAUGCGCCGUGUGCGCCGGGUACAUGGACGCACGUGUGGUAACAGCUGUGGUCGCCGUUUACACUUCUUGGUCCUACCCACAUGUGCACCGCAUUGCAGGGGACUCCUAUGCCGAGAAGCUCAGCGUUAGCUGUGCAGGAGCGGGCGUGCGGGAGAGGAACGGAGGCGCGCUGGGGGCAGAGGGCGGCACGGCGCAUGGGCUCGAGCUGGUGCAGGAGGUGGGUGCGGCGGUGGACGGGGCGUGGUGGGGCCUGCGUGUGCGGCGAAGGCUUCGCGAUGUGGGCCACCGGCCUGUGCGAGCUAGCGGGAUGUGGGUGGUGGCUUUGGGCGUGCAUGUGCUGGCGGGGGAUGUUUGGGGGCGGGGCGGGGUAGGAACGCGGCGCGGCGCGGCCCGUGGCGGUUCGUAGUGUAGCGGCGGCGUGACGUGGCGUGGCGCGUGGCGCGUGGCGGCGCGGCACGUAGUGGCGCGUGAUGGGUCACCGCGUGCCGAGUCCCUAUUUAAGCUCCGGGCUGCGGGGCGAUGGGGGGCACGUGAGGUCGCAGCAGGGGACCACUGAGCGCAUACCGGCAGCGAGUGAUGCGUGUGGAGACAUUGCCUUGGACAACGCGGAACAUGGGCGUGGGCUUUGCAGCCGUGGGCGUUGCAGCUGUCCGCAGCGCCCUGCGGGAGCGCUCGGGUGCUGCUGCUGGCUAGCUCGUGCAUUGGGGGUCUUGCCAGGGUCGUCCUAGGGCGGCGCGGCUUAGCCGGCCAACAUUCAAGUGAGCCUGCAUCGUACCGUGGGUAUGGUGGCUGCGAUGCCGACCUUGUGCCUCGUUGUUGCUCUUCCCCGUGCUCAGGUCAAGCGCAAUACCUGCUGGCGUGGCAGCCGUGGGAGCGCUUCGGCGGCCCACAGGUGCGGGCGGAGCCGAUGGGCACACCCACGGGCUCUGGAGACCUGACGGAGGCGAGGAGCAUCUGCAGGCGCUGGAGGUGGGAGCGGUUGGGGGCGAUGUCCCACGCUUUGUCAGGUUGCACUUCAUUUCGACUUUCCAUCUGGGUGGUUAUGUGGCUGGGAUGAGUGCGUGGGUGGUGGCUUUGGGCGUGCAUGUGCUGGCGGGGGAUGUUUGGGGGCGGGGCGGGGUAGGAACGGGGCGCGGCGCGGCCCGUGGCGGUUCGUGGUGUAGCGGCGGCGUGACGUGGCGUGUGGCGUGGCGCGUGGCGGCGCGGCACGUAGUGGCGCGUGAUGGGUCACCGCGUGCCGAGUCCCUAUUUGAGCUCCGGGCUGCGGGGCGAUGGGGGGCACGUGAGGUCGCAGCAGGGGACCACUGAGCGCAUACCGGCAGCGAGUGAUGCGUGUGGAGACAUUGCCUUGGACAACGCGGAACAUGGGCGUGGGCGUUGCAGCCGUGGGCGUUGCAGCUGUCCGCAGCGCCCUGCGGGAGCGCUCGGGUGCUGCUGCUGGCUAGCUCGUGCAUUGGGGGUCUUGCCAGGGUCGUCCUAGGGCGGCGCGGCUUAGCCGGCCAACAUUCAACUGAGCCUGCAUCGUACUGUGGGUAUGGUGGCUGCGAUGCCGACCUUGCGCCGCGUUGUUGCUCUUCCCCGUGCUCAGGUCAAGUGCAAUACCUGCUGGCGCGGCAGCCGUGGGAGCGCUUCGGCGGCCCACAGGUGCGGGCGGAGCCGAUGGGCACACCCACCGGCUCUGGAGACCUGACGGAGGCGAGGAGCAUCUGCAGGCGCUGGAGGUGGGAGCGGUUGGGGGCGAUGUCCCACGCUUUGUCUGGUUGCACUUCAUUUCGACUUUCCAUCUGGGUGGUUAUGUGGCUGGGAUGAGUGCGUGGGUGGUGGCUUUGGGCGUGCAUGCGCUGGCGGGGGAUGUUUGGGGGCGGGGCGGGGUAGGAACGCGGCGCGGCGCGGCCCGUGGCGGUUCGUAGUGUAGCGGCGGCGUGACGUGGCGUGUGGCGUGGCGCGUGGCGGCGCGGCACGUAGUGGCGCGUGAUGGGUCACCGCGUGCCGAGUCCCUAUUCAAGCUCCGGGCUGCGGGGCGAUGGGGGGCACGUGAGGUCGCAGCAGGGGACCACUGAGCGCAUACCGGCAGCGAGUGAUGCGUGUGGAGACAUUGCCUUGGACAACGCGGAACAUGGGCGUGGGCGUUGCAGCCGUGGGCGUUGCAGCUGUCCGCAGCGCCCUGCGGUAGCGCUCGGGUGCUGCUGCUGGCUAGCUCGUGCAUUGGGGUCUUGCCAGGGUCGUCCUAGGGCGGCGCGGCUUAGCCGGCCAACAUUCAACGCUGGAGGUGGGAGCGGUUGGGGGCGAUGUCCCACGCUUUGUCUGGUUGCACUUCAUUUCGACUUUCCAUCUGGGUGGUUAUGUGGCUGGGAUGAGUGCGUGAGUACGUAUGCCCUGGAUCAUCUGGACCCACAUGCCCGGCAUGGGCUACAGCCACCGGUGUGUGGGAAGGCGUCACCCGACCAAGUUUGACUUGCAUGUCAGUCCCUCAACUUGGAGUGCUGAUGCGCCCCGCAACAUUCUGACAUUGGCCGACUGACGAUGCCCAGUGUGUGAUGCGAUGUGCAGGAGGUGGGUGGUGGCUUUGGGCGUGCAUGUGCUGGCGGGGGAUGUUUGGGGGCGGGGCGGGGUAGGAACGCGGCGCGGCGCGGCCCGUGGCGGUUCGUAGUGUAGCGGCGGCGUGACGUGGCGUGUGGCGUGGCGCGUGGCGGCGCGGCACGUAGUGGCGCGUGAUGGGUCACCGCGUGCCGAGUCCCUAUUUAAGCUCCGGGCUGCGGGGCGAUGGGGGGCACGUGAGGUCGCAGCAGGGGACCACUGAGCGCAUACCGGCAGCGAGUGAUGCGUGUGGAGACAUUGCCUUGGACAACGCGGAACAUGGGCGUGGGCGUUGCAGCCGUGGGCGUUGCAGCUGUCCGCAGCGCCCUGCGGGAGCGCUCGGGUGCUGCUGCUGGCUAGCUCGUGCAUUGGGGGUCUUGCCAGGGUCGUCCUAGGGCGGCGCGGCUUAGCCGGCCAACAUUCAACUGAGCCUGCUGCAUCGUACCGUGGGUAUGGUGGCUGAGAUGCCGACCUUGUGCCUCGUUGUUGCUCUUCCCCGUGCUCAGGUCAAGUGCAAUACCUGCUGGCGCGGCAGCCGUGGGAGCGCUUCGGCGGCCCACAGGUGCGGGCGGAGCCGAUGGGCACACCCACCGGCUCUGGAGACCUGACGGAGGCGAGGAGCAUCUGCAGGCGCUGGAGGUGGGAGCGGUUGGGGGCGAUGUCCCACGCUUUGUCUGGUUGCACUUCAUUUCGACUUUCCAUCUGGGUGGUUAUGUGGCUGGGAUGAGUGCACCGCAUGGCCCAAGCGAACAACAGUACAGUAGUGCGGGUGGCCCGGCCUGGCUGCAUUGGCGCGGCAGGAGGCGUGAGGGCGGUACGGGCCAGGCUGACUGCCCACAGCAGCUGUGCGCGGUGGCAUGCAGCAGGGGGCAGGUAGGUGCCAGAGCGCUUGGUGUUGUGGCAAGCAGGUGAAUGCACAUUGAGCAGCGACUGGAAUGUCCGGUGCAGGCGCGGGCACGCAGAGGCUAGCAGAACAGGGAUGGCAGGCGGAGGCAUGCGCCGUGUGCGCAGCCAACCCGCAGCCGGGUACAUGGACGCACGUGUGGUAACAGCUGUGGUCGCCGUUUACACUUCUUGGUCCUACCCACAUGUGCACCGCAUUGCAGGGAACUCCUAUGCCGAGAAGCUCAGCAUCAGCUGUGCAGGAGCGGGCGUGCGGGAGAGGAACGGAGGCGCGCUGGGGGCAGAGGGCGGCACGGCGCAUGGGCUCGAGCUGGUGCAGGAGGUGGGUGCGGCGGUGGAGGGGGCGUGGUGGGGCCUGCGUGUGCGGCGGAGGCUUCGCGAUGUGGGCCAUCGGCCUGUGCGAGCUAGCGGGAUGUGGGUAAGCGCCGCGCGAUUUGGGUACAGAAUACUGAAUUACAAUUAGUUUGCGCGGCGUUGGCGUCUGGAGGUGGCCCUGUGCGUUGGUCGCGUUUUGGCACAGGUGAGCCGCGGUUGGGUCAAACAACCGCCUGCAUUGCGCUGACUUUCUCGGCU